Messenger RNA from Ictidomys tridecemlineatus (thirteen-lined ground squirrel), 4424 nucleotides. It is a transcript of the gene Sack1f, whose product is annotated as family with sequence similarity 83 member F. The record is from RefSeq and is a predicted model, not a curated record. Gene Ontology annotation, molecular function: protein kinase binding. Gene Ontology annotation, biological process: signal transduction. NCBI's taxonomy places the organism in Eukaryota, Metazoa, Chordata, Mammalia, Rodentia, Sciuridae.
CGGCAAGAGCAAGAGCAAGGCCAAUGUCCCAGCGAAGGUCCCCGCUGAACCAUGCGAGUCCCUGGCCUACUGGCCGGACCGCUCUGACACCGAGGUGCCCCCUCUGGACCUGGGCUGGACCGACGCUGGCUUCUACCGCGGCAUGAGCCGCGUCACUCUCUUCACCCAUCCCCCCAAGGAGGAGAAGGCGCCCCACCUCAAGCAGGUGGUCAGGCAGAUGAUCCAACAGGCCCAGAAGGUCAUUGCUGUGGUCAUGGACCUCUUCACCGAUGGGGAUAUUUUCCAAGACAUUGUGGAUGCUGCCUCCAAGCGCCGGGUCCCCGUGUAUAUCAUCCUGGACGAGGCGGGAGUGAAGUAUUUCCUGGAGAUGUGCGGGAGCCUCGAGCUGGCUGACUUCCGUAUUCGGAACAUCCGCGUCCGCUCUGUGACAGGCGUUGGCUUCUACAUGCCCAUGGGGAAGAUUAAAGGAACCCUGUCAUCAAGGUUCCUGAUGGUAGAUGGUGACAAAGUAGCCACUGGAUCCUACAAAUUCACCUGGAGUUCCUCCUAUGUGGACAGAAACCAUCUCCUCCUCCUGACAGGGCAGUACACAGAGCCCUUCGACGUGGAGUUCCGGGAGCUAUACGCCAUCUCCGAGGAAGUGAACUUGUUCCAACAGCUGGGCCUGGCAGGAGGCGCUGGCAGACUUGGCCUCGACCGCUCCUCCACUGUGGCUCGCAAGCUUAUCAACCCCAAGUAUGCCUUGGUGGCAGGCAGCCGCCACCCACCAGGGGAGAUGAUGCGCUGGGCUGCCCGGCAACAGCGGGAGGCUGAUGGCAACCUGGAGGGGCAGGAGGAGGGCAGCGGAGGUGGCGAGGCAGCCCGGCGCCUGGAGAGCUUCCUGAAUGACCUGGUUACUAUAGAGCAGGUGUGGCCCCCCGUGGAUCCCGUCCCCUUGACAGAUCUGAGCCACCCGAGGCUCAAAUCCCGAGAGGCAGUCACCCAAAAUGGCAAGGGAGAUGCUGCCAACGGGGGCCCCAUACCGGCCAUGGAGGGCAAGCGUUUCAUGGGCAGCAGGUUGUUCAGCCGCCGGGCCAAGAGGCCUGCAGCACCCAGCAGCAGGGCCGGCUCGCUGUCCCCCGAGGCCUGCCCCGACGUGGAGUUUCUGAAGGGGAAGAGGCCCACUGAGGACUCCAGCACCAACAUCUCAGGUAAAACAAGUCCCAGUCCUUCCAAGUCCGGCAAUUGCGUGAUUUCCUGAGCUGCAGGACCAACCUGUGGAUGCCCACCUGUCCUGCCCUGUGCCCUGGACAGCACAGGCCCCACCCUGUACCAGUUUGUACCUCCAGCCUCACCGGCCUCCACCUGCAGCCUCCAUUCUGGCCUCAGUGCCUGAAUCCAGAUGGAAGGGUGGGUCCCAAGACUUCUAAGACCAUCGUGUGCUUCCAGACUGUGGUGGCCAGGCCAGGAAGGGUCACUGCUGCUUUGUUUACAUGAAGAGGAAGCUCGACUAGUGUCUGCUCUCCGUUAUAUACCUGCCCCUCCCUCCACUGGGUCAGCCCUGCCCGCCAUGUCCCUGGGUAGGGAAAGGGCCAUGUCUUUGUGCCCUAGUAGGAGAAGUCUCUGGGUCAGCUCCAGCCACCUGGUUUCUCUUUUUCUGGGCUUCCUGGUGCUUUUUGGUUGCUCCUACCAGGAAGGACAGGGUUCUGAGUAGGGGUCCCCAGUUCCAGUCUUGCUCCAGCCUUAGAACUACCAGUAGAAGGAGCAUCUGGGACAGCUGGGGCACUGGCUGCUGUGGCCUUCCUGGCCUAGACCUACACUGGGCUCUGAGGGAACAGAGGGGAGGACACCGGCCUCCCACAGUCAGUGGCAAGUUUGGACCCCGCCCAUGCAAAAGUCCCUUCCCUCCCCAACCCAGCAGGCGGGGUUGGUACUCCAGGCCUCCUGGGCAGGUGCCUGCUACAGCCCUCCAUGGGUUCUUGGAGGGCCUGGCCUGGGCCUCCUUUCAGUUUGCUUUGGUUUGCAGCCCAAUGAAGGGAAAGAGAGGGUCCCAGGUGAUGGGGAACUGGACUCUAAAGACAGGACAAUUUUCCCCUUCCCCCUAAGAUGGUCAUGGGUCCCCUCCACCUACAGAACUUCCCCAGUUACAUUUCAGCCAAAGACUAGCCUUAGCCUCCUGUGACGUAUUGGGCUCUGCUCAGGGGCCUCGUCCCCCCCAAGCAGGUGGCCUCUGCCACGGUGCUGGGCGAGGGCACCCAGUACACAAUGCCCCUCCCCACCCGGUGACUGGUUUAAACAGUUCUGGAAAGUGCUUCCUUAUGCACCAAGGCCUGGCCAUGUGACGCAUCUCUUUCUAGAGAACAGAGGAGAUGUGAGAGUGGGGGCCAAGCCUUAGCUCCAAGUGGCCCCUUAGAGGUGAGGGACACGAGAGGCCUAAGCAGGCAGCUCAGCCAGCUCUUGUGCCGCCCGGAGGUGGGAAGCUGGCCUGCUUUACCCUUCUUCCCUCUCCUUCAUGCAGGGCCAGGAGAGACACCUAGCAGGGUCCCUGUGGAAGUUCCAAGUCACUGCAGCCUAGAGCCAGCCCUCCUUUCUGCCUCAGUUUCUCCAUGUGCCAAGAUGGGGCUUUUCUCACUUUCUGUAGGACUUAGGGGAAACCAUAUGUUAAAGAGGAAGCGACUGAAGGUGGGGCAGAGUGCCGACCCUUAAGGGGGGUUCCCCCUGCAGGCCCUCUCCCCUCCAGCCUGUUUCUUCAUCCUUUCCGAGGGCUGGCUCAGAUGGUCUCUGGCCCCCUCAAGCUCUGAAAAUGCUCAGGAAACUACAGUGCAGAGAUGGCCAGGGACCGUGACGUCAUAAAAUGCAGCUCUUACUGUUGGCUUGUCGGCCUAAGCUUCCACCCACUCUGUUCUGCCUCUUGGCUUCUCAGUUUCGGGUGCGUCUGCCCUCUGUUCCAGCACGUGCACGCACUUGGUGAACUAUGCUCCCCCUCGCCACAUCUCAGGAGGACAUCUGGCCUUCCCAGUUGGGGGGCAGGUUCAGGGGUAGAUGGUGCCCUUGGACCCAGCCCAGCUGCUUCUGCAGGCUGGCAGCAUGGCAAGGGCUGGAGGAGGACAGAUUAGGAGGGCCCUCAGUGUGGGGCCCUGGCUUUGUGGCCCCCCACCCCACCAGGCCACUGUCUCGCCUGCCAAGUGCAGAGACUGCAGGUUGAGGGUUAGUGCAGCCCUGGAGAAGGCCAGCCUCCCGGUGAGCAGAGCCCCUGGUGUUGCUGCACCCUGGCUUCUACCCCACAAGGGCAGGAAGCCCAACUUCUGUAUGGGGCUGGUAGACUGUCCCUUGACCUAUGUCACCUGUAGUAUCUGUCCUCAGAGUGUGGUUAGUCCUACCUCUGAUCUAUCAAGGGUAUUUCUAAGACAGCCUCUGCUAACAUCAAUACCCUGCGCCUGUAGAGAACUUGAUGGAAAGUCUAACAAGAAGGGAAGCCUAGACACAGGAAGAGGCGAGAGGGGGAGCGGCUCUGUCGCCCCCACCACACUGCUUUCCUCUUUUAUUAAAUGCCUACUAUUUGCCGAUCACUGUGCCAGGUGAUUUAGGAACAUACAGGUCUCAAACUAAGAACAGCUGAGGAAAGAGCCCUUUUCAAAGUCAUCAAAUAAUUUUCAUGUGUAUUUGGGGCAUGAGCCUCGUCGGGUUGUGUGUUGAGCCGCAUGAGGUGUGAUUGCCAUUUCUCAGGUGAGGUACACAGCUCUCCCAAGUCCCUCAUCACAUAAAAUACAGUUCUGGAGCUGUACCUCAAGCUCAGACUCUCAGCACUAAUGACACUUUGGAGCUGCCAAGUCCUCUGUUGAGGGAGGGGCUGUGGUAGUAUCGAAGGCUGUGGAGACAUCCUUGCCUCUACCUGCUGCAUGCCACAAUGUCUCCAGAUGUCACCCAAUGCAUCGGGUGGGGGUGUAAAUCCCCUCUGUUUAGGGCCCCUGCUUUCUACUUUGAGGCUCCGACAACCACAAAUGACUUCUUGAAAGGCGCUUCCAGGCUCUCUGCCCUGUGUCUUGGACAGAGCGCUCGUCGGAGGUGUCUGACGUGCCUGAGAUUUUGACUUCUGGGACAGCUCUCCGAGAGGCAUCCUCCAGUUUCAGCCUAGUUACAUUGAUUAGCUCUUCACUGCCAUGCUCACCCCAGAACAGGUGUGUUUCUGUGCACCCAUCUGCCUUACUGCACUCUGUUCCUUGUCCGGUUUCCUCCCAAUCUGCUGCUCUUCCUGAGUCUCACCUACACCCCACAUGGAAAGUACCCUGGGGUGUGCCUGUGUGUACCCAGCAGUGGCCCUGUUCCAAAAGCAGCCAGGGCUGAUGGCAAGAGAGCCUCCAAACUCAAAUCAGGCCAAGGAUUUGCUACCUGGUUGUCAUGGCCACAUUCUGAAUAAACAUCAACAAAGCCCCCUCUGCAGCUAA